This is a messenger RNA of Rubroshorea leprosula, 2007 nucleotides long. Lineage: Eukaryota; Viridiplantae; Streptophyta; Magnoliopsida; Malvales; Dipterocarpaceae. The record is from the annotation of a GenBank genome assembly.
GGCUCCUCUCCUUCACUCCCAAGCUGAAUGCAUCACCAAGCAACAACCCUCAAACCCCCGACCCCUUUUCCCCACCACUACCAUCCGUCUCCUCCUUCCCCUUCCCGCCUUCUACUCCCCAUUUCUCAUCCCCUCCAACCAAACACCCGACCUUGCUCCCCCCUCAGCUGCCGGGGAAUUCAUAUCCCUGCCCUGAAACACCCCCCUCACUCUCUUGCUUCCUCCAAUACUGUCCUUCAAGACCGUAAUCCCGCCGCUGUCAAGACCAUUGACGUAGCCACACUUGGGAACCUCUGCGUCGAUAUUGUGCUCGAUGUUCCCGAAUUACCCCCUCCAUCGCGGGAGGCUCGCAAGGCUUAUAUGGAACAGUUAUCGGCGUCCCCUCCAGAUAAGAAAUACUGGGAAGCCGGUGGUAACUGCAAUGUGGCUAUAGCAGCUGCAAGGUUGGGGCUUAACUGUGUUGUAAUUGGUCAUGUUGGUAAUGAAAUCUAUGGGAAGUUCCUGCAGGAUGUUCUUCGUGAUGAAGGAAUUGGUGUGGUUGAGAUGAGUGAAGAAACUGAUUUUACUACUGGUUCUAGUGGGUCAUAUGAAACACUUCUGUGUUGGGUGCUUGUAGAUCCUUUGCACAGGCAUGGCUUUUGCAGUCGAUUUGAUUUUAGUGAGGGGCCUGCAUUCAGUUGGAUGAGCAAACUCUCUGACCAAGUAAAGAAGGCCAUUAAACAGUCAAGAAUCAUCUUCUGCAAUGGUUAUGACUUUGAUGAGUUUUCCCCUAAUGUGCUAGUCUCAUCUGUGGAGUAUGCUGUAGAAGUUGGUACAUCAGUCUUUUUUGAUCCUGGACCAAGGGGAAAGAGUCUUUUAACUGGAACACCUCAGGAGCAGAAAGCACUUAGUCACUUGUUGAGGAUGAGUGAUGUCCUUCUUCUCACAUCUGAUGAGGCUGCAUCAUUGACUGGUAUUGGAAACCCAACAUUGGCAGGGCAGGAGUUGUUGAGGAGAGGAGUGCGGACCAAAUGGGUGAUUGUGAAAAUGGGUCCUAAGGGUUCACUUCUAAUCACCACAUCUAGUGUAACUUGUGCACCAGCAUUUCAGGUGAAAGUAAUUGACACUGUUGGAUGUGGGGACAGUUUCGUGGCUGCUGUUGCAUUUGGUUUUAUACAUGAUAUACCCCUUAUUAGUACAUUAGCAAUUGCAAAUGCUGUGGGGGCUGCAACUGCAAUGGGCUCUGGCGCUGGGAGGAAUGUAGCAACACUGAAGCAGGUUAUAGAGCUCAUUAAGGCACCAAAUCUCAAUGAGGAUGAUGAGUUCUGGAACAAGCUGCUUAGUGAGCAUUUCAACAUUCAAGAGAUUACUUUUCUCAAAAAAGUGGUCAUAAAUGGAAGUAACAAUAGGAUGAACCUCAUUGCACUGCAAAGGGUUGUUUCAGAUCUGCUACCGAAGCUUGAAUCAGUGCAAUUAGAAGGAAACGUAUCCUCUUGAUAGAUUGCACAAUGCCAUGUGGAACAGGUUUAGGGUUGGAUUGCUAAUAUCUUAAUUUGGCAGAAUCAGAAUGAUGCACCACUCGAAACAAGCAUCCUUUCUUCUUCUUCCUUUUUUUCUUUUUUUUAUUUUAAAUCUUUUUGUGUUAACUAGGUUUACAGCUUUCCAGCAAUUUGAAGCGAUGACUAUACCAAUAUAGUUUAAUGGCAUGAUUGACAGCAAAUCUGAAUUGGGGUCCAAGAAGCUUCUUGCUUAUAGCAUUUUUUAUACCGUUGCGACGCUUCUUAGGGUUAGUGGAAGCCUAUAUUUUGAUUGUGCUGUAAUUUUUUACCAACUCAAGAAAGAUGUUAGGUCAAUCUUCUUAUAAUGUUUGUUUUUCCAUUUUUGAAUUGCAAAAGCAUAUAUGUCACCAAAAUGUAAGCUCUGAAGGGUUUGCUUGAGUUGUAAGAUACUUAGUGUAACCUUAAAAUCUCAUAUCAGUGAAGACUUGUGAGUGAAUUUUGUACAUAAGUAUAAAAAUCAAUUAUUAUU